CGCAGCUGCAGCUUCCGGGUUUUCUGCGGCGGUCUGAGAGCAGGAGAAUGAAUCAUUCUGAAUGUAAUAAUUUUUACAAGUCUAAGAGACCCGCACGGAUUAUAAAAUGCAUAUACAUAGUUGGGUUCAUGGAUCUCUUUGGUGUCAGUAUGAUCAUCCCUUUACUGAGUCACCAUGUAAAGGCAUUAGGAGCAAGCCCGAUAGUCUCUGGAGUAGUGGGGUCCACUUAUGGGGUUUUACAGCUUUUCUCCAGCACUUUAAUAGGCAGCUGGAGUGAUGUAGUGGGGAGACGUUUUUCUUUAUUAACCUGCCUUCUACUCAGUGCUUUCGGAUAUGGCCUUCUGGGAAUGUCUACUACUAUCGCUCUGUUCGUGCUGGCCAGAAUACCAGUGGGGCUUUUUAAACACUCCUUGUCCAUUUGCCGAGCCCUCCUGUCAGAUUUAGUGACUGAUACAGAACGCCCUCUGGUAAUGGGUCACUUUAAUGCAGCUUCCAGUGUGGGAUUCAUCCUGGGCCCAGUGGUAGGAGGCUACCUCACUGAACGUGAGGGAGGAUUUUAUUUGUCCUCCUUAGUCUGUUCAGCUAUCUUCGUUCUUAAUGCAGGUUUAGUCUGGAUGUUGCCAUGGAGUGAGAUUCCAAAUCACCAUUUCAGUGCUAACAAGAACAUUAAGAGCAGACAGCCACAUGAUGGACUGAGAAACUGUGAUGGAAACCACCAUAUUUGUCUGUCUACCACUAAAACCAAAAAUGUCAUUCAGGACUGGGGUAAUAUGGCCCUAAUCCAGCUGACUUCAGUAGGAGCACAAAUCCGCAUGGUGGCCUCUUCUGAUAUGUGGGAUGUUUUUCUGGUGCGUCUGCUAAUGGGGUUGGCUAUCAUGCUUUAUCACAGUAACUUCUCUCUGGCUAUGGAGGAGCGCUUUGAUUUGAAACCCAAAGCGACAGGCUACAUGAUCAGCUAUAGCAGCAUGCUGGGUGCACUGGCUGGGUGCCUGGUGGGCCCGAUGACUCGUCUUUACAGAGGCAAUAUGUCUGCCCUGCUGCUGCACUCCACAGCAAUCACAUGCUCAUUGAUCUUCCUGUAUGCCGCAGCAGGUAGCAUAUGGCACGUCAUUCUCUCCUCCACAUUCUUUGGCAUUUCAACCAGCGUGGGGCGCACCUGCAUUACAGACCUGGAGCUGCAGCGUGGAGGGAAUGCAAGGGCUAGUGGUACCUUGAUUGGAGCGGGCCAGUCAGUAACUGCAGUGGGGCGCAUACUGGCCCCGUUGCUAUCCGGCCUGACUCAGGAAUUCAGCCCAUGUGGGCCACCAAGUCUUGGGGUGAUGCUGGCGCUCACAGCUCUUGUGCUACUGCUUGUCAGGACUCCAAUGUGGGCUAAGGUGAAGAAUAAGAAUGCAUGAUCGGACCAAGGUUUUAAGCCACAUAUAUAAGAGAACAUUGGGCAAUAUGGAGGCAGCUGUAGAAACUGGCUGGUGGCUUUCUGACAAUGAAAUGAAUAGAUUUUUGAUAUAGUUGUGAUCUUGGUAAGACAGGUACCACUUCUUUUAAAUGUUUAUUUUUUUAAACAUAAAAUUCAAAUGUUUUUAUACAUGAUUUAUUAUGAAGCAAUAGAUAAAUGGUAAAGCAGAUAGCAUUGCUGCAUCACAAACCUAGGGUAGCUGCUUUGUUCUUGAGUUCAGGUUAAUAUCUAUGUGAAGAUUUACAUAGUCUUGCCUUUUGGUUUCCCGCUCCAUGGUGCCAGGUGAUGGACUGUCAUUUGAUCCAGGGUAAAGUUUCUGCCUCUGCCAAUGUUCCAUGGGAUAAACCUGUAUUGGCAGUUCCAAAACAGACUGCCUGUGGGAGGCAGUCUGAGUUCAGUUGCAAUGUUGUCUCGUUUUCCAUGAAUUUGAGCACAACUCGUACGCUGGUGCACAUUUUUUUUAAGGAAGUAAAGUAACCUGCACUUCUGUUUUAGUCAAUGAUGACAUAAUUAUUAGUAGUGCUUGAGAAGCAUCACUAUUACAAUUGCUCAUACUUGUUACAAUAAUUCUUCUUUUUUCACCAAGACAAAAAUUCAGCAUGUAACUGCUAUUAGUUGCUCACUUUAGGUCAGAGUUGCAAUCUGGUUAGUAUAUUAACAUUGCAUGAGGUCAGGUGAGGUCAACAAUUGAACCUCAAAAUACAUCGAUUAAAAACCUACUGCAAUAUAUUUGCUUUACUAGCAUUGCAGCAUCACGGACCUAGGGUACCCGUUUUGUUUUUGAGUUCAGGUUACCGUCUAUGUGAAGUUUCGCAUAGUUUUCAAAAUAUCCAACUCCUUUUGGUUUCCCUCUCCAUUCUGCCUGCCAACAUCAAAGUGAUUUCAGCAAAUAACAUAGGUCUCCUUGAUGUUCGCCUUUAUCUGCCACAUUAGAGCUAGCCUGGUACUACCUGCAAAUCUAAUUCUGUUCCCACCGGGAUAAAUUAAAAUCAAAUUUGGGUCGUAGCGUGUGGCAGCACUUUUUUUUUUUUUUAGGCAACAGCCUUGUGCACUUUCUUUGCCUUCCUAUUUGAUGUAAUCUUUUUAUUAUGGAAUUAAUUUGUAGAAACAUUUUACAUAUCAGACUAAAGUAAAAACAAACUAAAUAUUGUAGGUUUAUUCAGGUGUUUUUAACAAUGCCUAGGAAAGAUACACAUUAAUGAGCUUAAAAAAAAAAGGUAAAUGCAGCAGUUGGUGCACUUCCUUAAUCAAGUUUGUUCUAAUUCUCUUUAGGUUGUUUUACAACAUACCACAGGAAAAUGUUUAUAAAAAUAUUUUAUUAAGUUUUUUUUAUAUUACAUUACAGUUUUUCUCAGGUGCUUUGGAGCAUUUUCUAGAAUCAUACAUGAACACAUGAAUACAUAUCAUUGCUAUCAGAAUGACGAGUCCUUUUGUCAUUGUUAACAAACAAGGAAGUCAAAAUGUUUAGUCAUGUUGUCAAUAUGACAGUGCAUGGUUUUAUUUUCUGAUAUGAACUACAGUGUUACAAUGUUAAAAAAUGCAAAAGGCUGAAUUUCUUCUGUAUGGCAUCUAUGAAUUUCAACACCACAAAUGUACACAUACUUGUAUGUGGGAUAUUUAUUGCAAGAGCCCAGACAGGAUUUACACUUUUAAUGUAUUGUACUAGUAUUCAUUCAUUUCUUGGUUGUUCAUCCACUUUCAGAAAUUGUAUUUCUGUGAUAUAUAUAUGUUUAUAUAUGCUCACUAAUUGAUUUAACGAGAUUCACCUUUGACCUGUUUUAGAGAACUAGUUGACUACUACUACACUCCCCUUCAUUGGUGAAAUUGAAAAUCUGCACAAUUCAUCAAUUCAAGACACAUUUUAUAAAAAGAAAACGAAAAAAGUUUAAUAGAAAUGUAAGACAGAUUAUGACAACAGGUUUAACCAUUUUCCAUUCAAUAAUUUAUGCAAUGAUCGAAUGCCUAGAUGCUUUGGGGAUUAAGACUAUUUAGGUGAGAACCGGUAUAACAAAAAAUGCUUUUAUGAUGUGUGCAAGUGACUACUUGAUGUGGAGGUUUUUAAAAUUCAAUUUCUGAACUGAGAAAAACUAUUAAAAAAAAAAACUAAA
Silurus meridionalis is the source of this 3564-nucleotide messenger RNA. RefSeq names its product major facilitator superfamily domain containing 9 (gene slc67a2). Gene Ontology annotation, biological process: transmembrane transport. NCBI's taxonomy places the organism in Eukaryota, Metazoa, Chordata, Actinopteri, Siluriformes, Siluridae. The record is from RefSeq and is a predicted model, not a curated record. Gene Ontology annotation, molecular function: transmembrane transporter activity. The transcript is spliced from 6 exons. The coding region runs from base 48 to 1397 and encodes 449 amino acids.